Pteronotus mesoamericanus is the source of this 5751-nucleotide messenger RNA. It is a transcript of the gene ANKRD31, whose product is annotated as ankyrin repeat domain 31. NCBI's taxonomy places the organism in Eukaryota, Metazoa, Chordata, Mammalia, Chiroptera, Mormoopidae. The coding region runs from base 7 to 5751 and encodes 1914 amino acids. Gene Ontology annotation, molecular function: protein binding. The record is from RefSeq and is a predicted model, not a curated record. The transcript is spliced from 25 exons.
GUAAAGAUGGAGGAAGGCGCCCAGGCUCCAGACUGGGACAGCGAUGAGACCGUGAUAGAGGGGUCGGUGACGGAGAGUGACUUGGAGGAAGAGGAACUGCCAUGGAGAAGGUUGCUCUUUGAUCAAGACACAUCUCUUAGAUCUGAGUUCAGUCUCCAUCCUGAUGUAAGUGGAACAUGCAAAGGCACACGUUCUCCUGAGAUUCAACUUAAGUUCAAGCUCAGAGAGGAUCCCCAAGAGCAACAACCUCAAGAUGAAGUGGAACAAAGUCAAGCUCUGUUACAAACUAGAAAAAGUCCAAUGUUUACUGUGUCAUUUCCCCAGUCUGAACUUUCACUGAACCACAAAAGCAUCCAAGGGUCUAAGGCUGAAAAUCCUGAAGUUUUACCACGCCCAGAAAAGGAACUAAAUGCAAAUAGAGAUGCUCCUGAAAUUAGCCUUUUCUCAGGUACUGGUAUGAAAGUACCUGAUACGGUUCCUGAAAAGGAGAAAUCUUUAAUAGAGCCACAGACCUUAGCAGCACCAAAUACAUUUUCUGAGUCUGGAAUGGAAGUCACAUUGACUAUGACUUCUGAAGAAACCAAAGAUGAAGAAAGCUCUCUUGAAACUUUUGUGUCUGCCUUAGAAAAGUUACUAACACCACCACAAAACACCCAGGAGGAAAGAUUGUUUGAAACGAUGAGUGAUUUUGAGCCUAGGGAGUUGAUAAACCUGUUGAGUAACUCUCCGAAUUCCACAUCAAUACCUUUGACAUGUCACAGAGAUUCACUAGAAAAAACAGAGGAUGAUGCACUGCCAACUGAAUUGUUAACAGCCUUAAAUACAUUGUCUGAAGACAAGGAGGGACCCAUCUGUCACAGAAAAGAGGGAGGCAGCAGUCUCAGUGCUGGAAAUGAAUGUUUAGGAAUAGAGCUCAACAUGCCUCAGACUGAUGAAGAUUGUACACAAAUAGCAGGAGUGAAUUCUGAGUCUCUUUCUUCUACUCCAUUAUUUAAACAAGAUUCCAAGUUAGCUGAGCUCCAGGACAAGCAUCUUUCAGUGCAGCAAACUCUAGAAGAUCCAAAUCCAUUUGGAUUGCAAGCUUCAGUUUAUCAAAAUGCAACCUCUUGUGAUACACUGAAUAGUAAGAGAAAUUCAAAUCCAGUGGACAAUAGCUCUGACCAGGAUGCUCCAUGUGUGUUAAGGAGAUCAUCCAGAAUAAAAGUAGGCAGAUAUACAAAGGACACAGAGGACAUGCAUAAGAUGCCGGAAAAGAUUUUACCAAAAAUACUUGGCUGUGAGAAUCAAACAAAUAAUAACUCUUCAACUGAGACUUUCAGAAUGCAGGGUCCUGCUUUGAUUGAAGGUAAAAUGAAGAAUAUGCAUUCAUCCAGACCCAAGACUGGAGAACAAAUCAGGAAAAACAGAAAACUUGCAAGAAAAAAUGAAAAAAUGAAGAUGAAUAAAAUAUCUCUUUCUCUCAUUAACCGGAGAAACAUUUUUGGAGAGAACCUACUGUAUAAGGCUGCCCUGCACAACGACACUCAUCUUGUUCAUUAUUGUAUUGAAAAAGGAGGAAAUGUUAAUCAACCAAGUUAUGCUGGUUGGACAGCACUUCAUGAAGUGAGUGUAAGGGGAUUUUAUGAGACAGCAAGUGAACUAGUAAAAGGUGGAGCAGAUGUAAAUAUCAAAGGAAUGUACCAGAUCACUCCCCUACAUGAUGCUGUGAUGAAUGGACAUUAUAAGGUGGCAGAGUUACUUCUUUUGAAUGGAGCUGAUCCAUUAUUUAGAAGUGACAAUGAAAAGUGUGCUUUGGAUGAGGCCAAAGAUGCACGUAUGAAGCGUCUUCUUGAGAGAUAUGUUCCUAAACAUCAGAAACAUCUUAUUACAGUUCUGUUCUCUCAAAAGAACAGCAGUGACCCACUAGAGGUAGAGGAUGCACACCAGCACAAGAAACCAAAAGUCAGUUCUAAAAAUUGUGUUGAGUUUGUUUGUGAUGAAAAUUCCAACAAACAGAAGCUAGAACAUGUAAAAGAUAAUGAAGGAAGCAAAGAGUGUUUAUUUAUAAAGAAAGAAGAUAUAUAUGAACAUUACCCAAAAGAUUCCAAAAGCAUGAAAUUUGGUAACUCCAAGCAUAAACAAUCAACUGUUAACCAAGCAUACUCUACAGGACUCAGAAAAGACAAUCUCCAUAGUGUCAAAAAUACCAGCACAAAUGUGUCUAAAUAUAAAGGAAGAAAAAAGGCACAAAAAAAAAGCACUCAAGUAGAUAGUGCAACCCAAGAAAGCAACUCAAGAAAGACAGUAGCUAUCUCUUCUUCCAGAAGUUGUAGUAGAUUGAUUACUCAUCAGCAACAUAGUCUCCAAACCCUUGAUGACUUUCCAGAAGAGCCAUGUAAACCUUUUAGCCCGGCUCUGUCAAGCCUGAAAAAUAGAUUAGAUAAUAAUAUUGAGAUUUGUUCAAUUCGCAAAGAGACAUAUACCCAGACCCUAGAUUUAUCAGAAAAUCAAGAAAUACUCCAGUCCUUGGAAUUAGAAUCUAGUGACCAAGUUAAAGCCCUUUCUUUCUCAGGACAUUCUUUACAUAAAGAAACCAAAUUACCAAUUGUUACUACAUAUCAGCAGCCUCAUACUCAUCGAGAACAACAGCACAUUAGUCCUUAUAAAUCUCAUGAAAACAGUAACUUGGAUGCGAAAACAGAGGACCUUAAUAAGUGGAAAAAUUUUAAUAAUGAUAUUCAUGGCAACUGCUGUACCUCUGAGAAGACUGAAACAUCUAAAAAGGUGGUAUAUUCUACAGGUUGCAAAAAUCACCAUUAUUAUAAAGAUAUAACAACUAGAGAAGGAAUGAAUUUUCAACAAUUUUUACCUUCUGAAGACCAUUUUUCACAGGAAAAUAAGUUAACAGCAGGUGGCCUAAGUAUACUUCCACAACAGGAAGCCAUCAAUUUUUCCAAUUCAGAUAAUAUAGCUAUAGCUGUUUCUGAACCACACGUUGCAAAUUAUGAAUGCUGCAUGUAUGGAACUUCUUUUGAUCACUCACAUGGGAAUCCUGAGCAUACUUCCUUGGCUUGUACAAGAACACUUUCAACACAUGAAGUUUCAAAGUUGACUAGUCAUGUGGAGCAAUUCACAAGAUCUCAGGAUUGUUGUAGCCCCAGAGUGCCAACUCCUUUAAUGAAUCAAAUAGAGACACAUAUUGUGGAAAGGAGGAAUAAGAAAGAAGAUGCUAAAAGGAAUUACACUGAUGAAGGCCAAAAAACAAAUUCUUCAAAUGCGCCUUUAUCCACAGUUGUCCAUUCUCAAGUGACAGAAACAACUAAAGUUGAAAAAAGGAAAAAAGACCUUCCAGAGAACGAAAACAUACAUAAUGUAGAUUUUCAUUCCACUGACAAUAUGAAUAAAGAAUUGACCAACGUCUCACAAGUUAGUCAAAGAGAAGAGAAGAAAAUUUCUCACAAACCAGAUGAAGAGUUAACUAAUAAUAUCAAUGGAGAUGAAAACACUGUAAGAAAUUGUGAAGGGAAAAAAGAUAAAACAGAUUCAGAAAUUCAUAUACCUGCUAACAUACAAGAACAUUAUAAAGUUCAGAAUUUCAAGAAAAGACAAAAUUUCUCGAAAGCUGCCUGCAGCCAAGAAAUGAAAACAGCUGGGAUCAAUAAGAGGACUGCCAGAGGGGAAAGCCAGCUUCAUUUGGCUGCCAGAAGAGGAAAUUUGUCUCUGAUGAAAGUUCUAAUAGAAUCUGGAGCAGAUGUGAAUCUAAAAGAUAAUGCAGGUUGGACACCACUACAUAAGGCAUCUAGUGAGGGAUCUAAUGAUAUAAUUGUAGCGUUGUUAAAAGCUGGUGCUAAUGUUAAUUGUGAAAAUCUAGAUGGAAUUCUGCCCUUACAUGAUGCAGUUGCAAAUAAUCAUUUAAAGGCAGCUGAGAUUCUCCUGCAACAUGGAGCAAACCCUAAUCAAAAGAAUAAAAAACAGAAGACUGCUUUAGAUGAAGCAGAUGAUGAAAAAAUGAAAGAGCUGCUAAAAUCUUACGGUGCUAUUGAGACUGAUAAUAGAGAUGAGAAUAAUGCUAUAGCCUCUGUCAAAAUUGCUACUGUCCAGGCCAAAAGACACAAAUCAUGUUCCUGUGAUGACUUAAAAACUGUUCAUCCACCUUCUCUUUCACACCAAGAAAAAACAAGAGAAAACCUUCCUAUGCAUCAGGCCAUCAGUGCCAUUUUACAAGAUAUAGAAGAAAAACAAGAAAAUUUAUUGGAGUUUGAAAUAAGAACCCCCGAAGAUGCAGAACAAUACACUGAAAAGAUGUUAGAGAUAAAAGAGGUUAUGGAUAAUGUACUUGCCAAACAGAAGGCAGAAAGGGAUGAUUUGGCUAAAAAAUACAGGGUAUCUAUAGAAUCAUUUAAGCAUGGAGUCCUGAGAGAACAACUGGCUAACUUGGCCACAAGACAGAAGAGCCUUUUAGUUGCAGCAAAAACACAGAAAAAAAUAAGCCAGAAAAUUCAAAACUACAAGAAUGUUACAUCUGUGUCUGGUCUUAGUUUGAGGAAGCUGUUGCCCAGCUCAGACAUCUCUUGUGAAAAGGAGGGCCACGAGCUCACCGGCCUGGACAAUGCAGGGCAGCCCCCGUCAGAUGCAUCUGCUCCUGCCAGCCUUGUUUGUGGGAGCGCACAGGAAACACAGUUGUCUCUGGAGUCCUGGAACGACAGCCAACAUACCGGCACUUGUCUAACUUCGGAGGCAGUGAGAAGGGAAGAAUUUUCUGAAAAUGAGCUUAAUUCAGGACAAAAUGUCAAUGACUAUAGCUUGGAUGGGUUAUCAAAAUUCAGAUCUUCAGAUGGCACUAGGAAGAUUAAAUUACCAUCCCAACCUGUUGCUUUUAUUGCUCCCGCAGAAUAUUCACAGAAAGAAAACGAUCUUACAGAAAAUACAGCCAAAGGCCAUGAGUCCUGUAGUCCUUCAGCACAAACUGGCACAUUAAAUACUUCAGAAAUCACAAGUAUGUUUGUCCAAAAUGAUGCCCAUCCAUCAACUGUUAUUUGUGGUCAGGCUCUUUCCAGUUGUGAUCCAAAGAGAGGAAAAAGGAAAACAGCUUCCCAGCAACCGCCUAGUGGGGCAUCAGAAACCCUGGCACAUCAAGAUAUUGAUGACUUAGGCAGUGAUAUGGGGCAUCAGAUGAAACCGUAUCUUAAAAAAUCAGCCUUUGCUGUUCCACAUGGAAAUGACAGUCAGAGCACCUCCUGGUCUGGGUCUGGCCGGCAGCAUUCUACAAAAAAGCCUUUAAGCCACAGCACAGCUCCUAAAAAGAAAUGUAUGCAGAUAAAGGAUCUGAUAGUACUAGGAAGAAUUAACCCAGGAAAUAACAUUUUGGAAUUCAAAACACAGGAGACUACCCACAAAGCCAGUGUUUUAUUGAGUGGUAAAAUUAAGGUAGAAAGUGGUCAGAUUUAUCAAACCCCAGUCACCUGGCUCAAGGACCUUCUAGGAGGUGACAGUUAUGUGACCUGGAAUUAUGCUUGGAGUAAGGUAACAUAUCUGGGGAAGGAACUUUUAAAGUAUGUUUCAGAGGAAGUACCCAUACCUCCAGAACCAAACUUAGUACCUCAGCAACAUCAACCUUGUCUUCCAGGAACCUCUGGAGAGUCAAUACAAAGCAUACCACAUUAUCUACAAAUAAAUGAGAUACUGUUAAUCAGCGAUCAAGAAUUUCUCCCAUGCCAUAUAAUGGAUCAACAUUGGAAGUUCUAUGUGGAAUGUGAGGAGCUAACAUUCUAA